UGACACUAGUAAAAAAAAAACAGCAGACACAGACAAAUUUGUCAAUCAAUCAAUCAAUCAAUCAAUCAAUCCAUCUUGUGGGGAUCACUUGCCUUUUGUGGGCAUGAUUGACCCGGCUGAGUGUACAGCAGUUGAUCGGGUGGAUGUGCAAAAGCUACGGUCAGGGGGCUACACCAUUUGGAUUUUGGGCGGCGGUCAUUGUCAUGAGGCACGCAGCCGUUUGAUGGUGAAGCACCCUCACGUUGACUUCUAUAAGAGGUAUGUUUGCUAUGUGUACGUGGGACUUACUGUUGAGGAGUCGCUGCUGGUUGGUCAUGAGCAUAACAAUGCAGCAGGUUAUCACAAGAAAUUGACUUUCGUUCAGAGGAUGCGCUGUUGGAGGGAUGUUUUUGAAAGGAUGGGGUGCGAAAAAUCGAAUGAGGUCAAAAGGGCAUGUUUGGAGGCUCUUGGUAUCCCGGCUUUUUCAUGGAACCAGAUUGGUCCCUGGGAUCCUCAACUUCAAAUUUGCAUGAGAGGGCCACAAGUUUGGGGUUUGUUGUCUGAUAUUUUCACUUUGUGGGAGGAGGCAAAGAUCAAAGAUGUGAAGAUGAAGAAGGGCACAGGCGGUAAGGAGGUCAAGUCUCUUGAGGUUGCUGAGUCGAGUGCAUCUGGCAGUGACACAGGGAAGGGGAAAAAGGGUGGAAAGCCAGUGAAAAAGACUAAGAAAAAUGAUUGUGAGGAGCGCCUUUCUCUCAUGGCACUCAAUCCUCUUAUGUAUGUUUCUGAAAAGAAUGAGAUAGUGAGUGAACCUGUAGAUAUGCCUUACAAGCCUCUGUUGGGCAUGGCUGCGCUCGAUGAUGCUCUGGUGGUCCCUGUCCUCACAGAAGUUAAGAGUGGGGUUCUGUCGCUUGAGGAGAUGAACCACCAGUUCACGCUUCUUAAGGUUCGUCAGAGGACAGUUGCGGCAUUUGUGGAAGGGGUAGGGGCAGGCAGUUGGGAGGCUGCCAAGGAGGAGUUCCCUGUGCACACGCAAGAGGCUAUGCUAUCUCAGUACUAUAAGUUGUAUGAGAGAAAUGUCAAGGAGACUCCUCUUGCUAUGCAGUUGUACAUUGCCAAGACCCUUUACUACAGGGACAAGCUGCGACAUUCGCAGCAAGAGGAGCAGACAGCAGCAACAGAAGAUCCUGAGGGCCUUCUCACAAACUGGACUGCUUUUGAGGGGGAGGGCUAUAAGGGAACUGUAAAGGUGGCGCACUGCGACAUGCUUCAGCUACCAGAGAAACUGGAAGACAGACUCCCUUUCACCUUGUGCAUUAUGGACUUCCCAUGCGGCUAUAACGCAGAGGGUUCUGUGGAUGAUGAGGAGCCGUUCAGUAGGCCUCAGAUAGAGGGCACCAUUGCGAGCUUCAAGAAGAUCACAUGUGCACCAUAUUGGGUCAUUGCUGGUUUCUGCUCCUCUGACAUGCUUGCUGAUGUGAAAUCUGCAUUUUCAGAUGCUUGCAAUUGUGGGGUGGAGGUGGGCAUUUGGGUUGCUCCCAACAUUAGUACUUUUGCAGGUCUCAAGCUCACGAACUGCUGGCAGCAUUGUGUUCUUGGUUUCUACAGCCAGAGCGGCUCCAGGGAGCCCAUUCAGUUCCAGUUCAGCGACUCUGACACGAGGAUGACCUGUUGGAGUCACAAUGCGGUGGUGAAGAAGUACACUUUUGCUGCAGACAAUGAGAUUCUGUGUCCCUACCAGAAACCGAUCUCCUUGUAUGAGUAGCUCAUCAAGAAGUUUUCUGACCUGAAUGACUCAUACAUAGUGGAUGUUUUUUCUGGAUCGGGGACUGAAGCGAUUGCAGCACUGCUGUGCAAACGAAA
This is a messenger RNA of Chara braunii, 1839 nucleotides long. Lineage: Eukaryota; Viridiplantae; Streptophyta; Charophyceae; Charales; Characeae. The record is from the annotation of a GenBank genome assembly.